Hemicordylus capensis (graceful crag lizard) is the source of this 5611-nucleotide messenger RNA. It is a transcript of the gene HPS5, whose product is annotated as HPS5 biogenesis of lysosomal organelles complex 2 subunit 2. Bases 222 to 3701 code for a protein of 1159 amino acids. Gene Ontology annotation, cellular component: cytoplasm. Gene Ontology annotation, molecular function: protein binding. Gene Ontology annotation, biological process: developmental pigmentation. The record is from RefSeq and is a predicted model, not a curated record. The transcript is spliced from 22 exons. NCBI's taxonomy places the organism in Eukaryota, Metazoa, Chordata, Lepidosauria, Squamata, Cordylidae.
AGAGGGCGGGAGAGUGGGGAGGAGUAGACGGCAGCCGGCGAUGGGUGGCCCGGAAGCCCAGGCGGGCAGCCAAGAGCCAGUCCCUGGAUCAGCUGGGUGGUCUGCCUGCUGCCAGCUUGUUGCACCCAAUUAGCGAGCCUGCUUGUUCCCCUCAUUCUUGUAGGUGUAGCUGGAAAAUGAAGUGACAACGGACUCGCCAGUUACCAUUUGUGUCUUCUGCAAUGGCUUGUGUGCCAACCAUCCCGGAAUCUUGUAGCCAUGUAUUGGCCGAGUUUGAAUGCCUUGAUCCACUGCUUUCUGCUCUCAGGCUGGAUUCCGGUCGCCUGAAGUGCACUUGUAUAGCAGCAUCUCGAAAAUGGUUGGCUCUAGGUAGUUCAGGUGGAGGCCUGAACCUCAUCCAAAAAGAGAACUGGAAGCAGAGGCUCUUUCUCACACACAAGGAAGGUGCCAUUUCCCACAUUGCCUUUUCUUUGCAUGAUGAGGACUAUGUUGCUGUAGGUACAAGUCAAGGCCUUGUUGUUGUCUGGGAAUUGAAUCAGGAACGUCGUGGGAAGCCAGAGAGGAUAUAUGUUUCUUCUGAGCACAAAGGCAGAAAAGUAACAUCUCUUUGUUGGGAUACAAGUAUUCUCCGUGUUUUUGUUGGUGAUCAUGUGGGGAAAGUGUCAGCUAUCAAGAUUAAUACAUCCAAACAAGGAAAGGCCACCACUGCAUUUGUGAUGUUUCCAGUUCAGAUCAUAACCACUAUUGACUCGCGCGUGGUUCAGCUUGAUUAUUUGGAUGGGAGAUUACUUAUAUCUUCGCUUACUCGCUCUUACUUAUGUGACACUGAGAGGGAAAAGUUUUGGAAAAUUGGAAACAAGGAAAGGGAUGGUGAAUACGGAGCCUGUUUUUUCCCAGCUGGAAAGAGUUGUGGGAGCCAGCAGUCAUUAAUAUAUUGUGCUCGUCCCGGUUCGCGUAUGUGGGAAGUGAACUUUGAAGGGGAGGUGUUAAGUACACAUCAGUUCAAACAGCUUCUGUCAUCACCGCCUCUCCCUGUUGUUAAUCUAAGAGAUAAUCCAGAGUAUGAUGUUUCUAUCUGCUCCCCUCAAUCUUUGGCUUUCCCCAGGCUGCUUUAUUUGAGUGAACACUGCGUAAUGACAUGGACAGAAAGAGGCAUUUAUAUCUUCACACCCCAAAAUGUCCAGGUUCUGCUCUGGAGUGAAGUGAAAGAUAUCCAUGAUGUUGCAGUAUAUAAAAAUGAACUCUUCUGUUUACACAACAAUGGAAAAGUAUCUCAUCUCUCCCUUCUGCCUGUGGAAAGAUGUGUGGAGCGUUUGCUUAGAAGAAGCCUCUGGAAUGUUGCGGCCAGAAUCUGUUGUCUCUUCCAGAAUUCUAUCAUUUUGUGUCGGGCAAGAAAAAUUCUUCCUGUAGAUAAGCUGGAGCACUUGAAAUCACAACUGGACCUUUCAACACAAAGCGAUAUCAUUGUUCAACUUGAAGAAUUAAUCUCAAAGCUGGAGCCUUUCAAUUCUGCUUGCAGUAGCAGGAGAAGCAGUAUUUCUUCACAUGAAAGUUUCAACAUCCUAGAAUCUGGAAUUUAUCGUGUUAUUAGUCGAAGAGGCAGUCAGUCUGAUGACGAUUCUUGCUCCCUACAUAGCCAAACUCUAUCUGAAGAUGAAAGGCUAAAAGAAUUUCAUGCACAUCAAGAAGAAGAGCCGCUGGAACUUGACAAUGUAUCUCAUGCUUCUGUGGUGGUCGAUCCCGAUCGGAAUGAGACUUUCCUUCCAUUCAGUAUUCCAUUGUCAUUCCGUUCCUCAUCUCCUCUCGUCUCUCUUCAAGCUGUCAAGGACAGUGUUUCUAGUUUUGUGCGCAAAACGACGGAGAAGAUUGAGAAGAUAGGAACCCUUCAUGUGAAUCCUGAUAGAGUCAAACAGGACAUCAAAGAUGAAGAACAACUACUGCCGGAAGUGACUGAUAGAAUAGUAGCACAACCUGAGGAGGAGGAGGAAGAGGAGGAGGAAGAAGAGGUAGAGUUACAGAGCCAGUCUUCAGAAGAGGACCACCUUAAAGACCUCAAGGCAGCAACUGGAGAUACUCUAACCAGACUUCAGGAUCCUCUGGUUUUAUUACAACCACAAUGCUUGAGGGAAGUUUUGUUGGAUUGGCUUCCAUUUUUAGAAGAAGCAUUUGGAUUCAAGGCUGCUUCCAUUUCAAAUGAUGACUCAUCUCAGUCAAGUGUGCCUUUACAACCUGAAGAACAUCAAAUUUUUGAAGCAAAUUUGGAAAUGGAUCAGUGUAGUAAACUGGUGGAUAAGGAAGAGAGGCCUGUUUUGAGAAUGAACAAUGAAAAUAGUUGUGUAAAUAAAGAAGAGGGAAACGUGCUGGAAGAAAAUGCUGAGUCAGCUAGGAACAAUCAGACUGAUAAAAUACUAUGCAAAAAGCCUGCUAGUUCAGAGACAGCCUUCAACCAGUCUCUUCGGAUCAACCCUCCAUGUUUAAUCGCACAGGACAUUCAAAAGGAUCUGGUAGAGCUGACAACUUUGUGUUUUGAAUUAAAUGUUUAUAAGUGUUCAGAAAUAAAUGAUGAACAGUCUGUGCACCCAGAAGCUUCCUCUGCAGAAACUUCCUCUGCCUUGGCUUGUAAAUUCAUAAAGGACUACUUUUUUCUUUUGGAUUUGGAAAGACUGAAGAAGUGUAUAAUAACAUGUCACAGCAAUCAUCCCAGUGUUUGGGAAACUUAUGUGGAAGGGCUAAAAGAACUGACUUUGACUAGCCCAGUCACAGUGACACUGGAAAAUGGUGACAUGUUUAAAACACUGAAAUUGUUAGUUGAUCUGGGCCCUUGGGAUGCUCCUGUGUUGCUGGCACAUGCCCAAAGGCUGUAUGAAAAAUUUGGAGAAACUUCUCUAAGGCCCCUUAUAAAGUUUUAUCCCUCCAUUUUGCCUUCAGACAUCAAGCAAAUUUGUAAACGCAAUCCUGAACACUUUCUAGCAUACUUAGACAGUCUAAUCAAAUCCAAGGCUGAAGAUGAAAGGUUGUCUUUUCUUAGCUCUCUACUCCAUCCUGAAUCACUACGAUUAGAUUGGUUAUGUUUGGCAGUGUCUCAUGAUGCACCUCAUGCUGCAAGUACAAUGGAUGACAAAGGAAAUCCAAGGCCACGCUCACAUUUAUUUACUUGGGGAUAUAACCAACUGAUUUUACUAUUGCUGAAACUCCCAGCUGACACUACAACGAAAGAGAAAAUGUCUGACAUUUGCAAAAGCUAUGGCUUUUGGCCUGGAUAUCUUUCUCUCUGUUUGGAGCUGGAUAGAAGAGCUGAAACCCUUACUAAUAUUAUUCAUUUGGAUGAUAUGAACUUGUUGGAUAGAGAACAUGGAGCAAUUCCAGAGACUAUGGAAGAAUGGAAGUUCCUCCUUUGCCUUAUAAAGAGUCAUUGCAGCAGUGUCCUUCACCCUACUAUGCAGAAUGGCAGUGCCCUUGGUAAUGGCACUCCAAAUUGGCCAAAUUGUAUUACUGUUGAAAACGUGGCUCUCCUCCUAGCCAAAGAUAUUGGCCCGGAUCGUGCUUUGCUGCUGUUGGAAGGCUGUGGCCUGAUGGCUGAGUUAUCGGAAAGAUUUGCCAAAGUAUGUGAAAUACUAAGAAUUGCUGAGAAAAGGCAAAGAGCCCUGAUUCAGUCAAUGCUGGAAAGAUGUGAUCGGUUUUUGUGGUCUCAGCAAGUGUAGCAAGCAGUCUGAGGAAAUGAUAGCAACAGUAAAAAAUGAAUUCUUUUGGUGCUGUAUCAUUUUACAGAAAAGUGAUGGGGUAGCAUCCAGAGCAGCCCUGCUGUAAGAGUGCUAUCACACAUCCUUUCCCCUGCUGUCUCAUGCAGCCCCCUAAAAAGAUGCUCUUUGGUAGCUCCAUCCAGCUGGGAUUUGUCCCUGCAGCCACCAGCACCACAUCCCACACCAUUGCUGCAGGCCCUCCAACCCAAGCUAUUCAAGGGACUGUAACAAGGAGGAACAGACAGAACAUGGCUUGUGUUAGCACUCUAGCGCCAACGCCAUUCAGGUUGCUACUUUUCCUGUCUAGAAAUUUGUACAGUUAGACUGCACUAAAGUGUUAAUAAUGAAGCUUCAUUUUCUAAUACACAUGUUCAGGUCUUCGUCGAUUAGAUUUCGUUGUAUCCAUAUUUGUUUUGAAAGUGUAUCAGUUGAUGAAGUGUCAAAUGAUAUUCCUGACUGCUUGGCAGGAUUACUUGUAUAUUGUAAAAGCUUUGAACUAUCAGUGUUAAGCUUCGGUAUAAAGAUUUUAAUGUACAGUAGUGUUUCAACACUUGAAAAGGUUGAUGUGAAAUGAUUUUGUGUAUGGCAAAUUUGUACUGUAUAUAUGCACAUGCAUGCACACCUGCCAGGUUACAUAAUUAUCUUCUAAAAAGCACCCUAAUGCAUAUGUGAAAUCUGUUCUGUACUGUUUUCUUUGUAGAAUGGCAGCCUGAUCCUGUGCAUGCUUAUGCUCAAGUGCGAAAGAAUUUCAUCCUAAAGCUGAAAUAGUGAAAUAUACUUGCUUUUAAGCUAGUGUUGGAUGGUUCUUCACUGCUGCAGUGUUGUAUUCUUUGGCUUUGAAAUGUUCACAUUUUAAAAUCCACUUAACUAAUCGCUUUGUAAUUGCCAAUGGUAACAUUAAUAGAAUAUGUGUAUUAUUUGGUCUCUUCUUAAGAUUAUUUUACUAAAAUAUUUUUAAUAAUAAUAGUUUGAAUCAAAAGUAAUAUGAGGCUGUUCUGGCUUGUGCAAGGGGUCUUUCUGCUUCUCCUUCUCCUGGCAAGCCCCUGCAUCCCCGUGGGGGAAAAUACCCUGGGAAACCCUCUAGCAUAGUUUUCUAGGAAUGUGAGCGGCUGCAGUAUGGGAGGGUGGCAAUGAGCGUGGUCACACAUUUCAUGUACACCUAGUCAUGCUUUCUGCUCAUUCAUGGGGGUAGUUUGGGUUAAUCCAGUGUAAAUUAUACUUACGGGAGAUAGGGCAUGUAUCCUGUAAAGCUAUGCAAUUUAUAUCAGUUAUUAUUGGUGUGGAUAGGGAUGUAAAAGGAUUACAGAAUUGUUCUACAGUCAUUAGUCAUCUCUUCCACAUUUCUGGUGUUCCAGCUGAAUAUUUCAGCUGAUGUCUGAAAUGGCACAGUUGCAUCAUCUUGUACCCCAGAUUUCCUGGUUAAUAAUGACAUACUGGUACUCCUGAAUGAAUUAUUGUCUCUUAACAUUUCACAUAUCACCACAUUAGAAUGUAACUUAUCUUUUUGUGCCUUGUUUUCCUAGACUGCAGUCAAAAUGAGUGUUUACUACCUCACAUUGGGUUUUAGGAUAAAUAGUUACAGUUUUAAGACCAAUGCAAAUGCACAAAAUGAAUUCAUGAACUGGUACAUUUAACAAAACUCUGUACUGCAUCCUGUUUGAAGAGAGUGGUGUGGAACAGCUAAAAGCCUGAUACAUUCUUUUAUAUUAACAGUGCUGUUUUUUACUUCAUACACCACUAACUUUUGAGAAUACAUUAUGAUUUUGUGGCCACUGGUCAUAGUAACAGCAGCUUUAAAACAUGAUUGUACUCAAAUUGCCUUGUUAAUGAUUUUAGCUAACUCAAAAUUUUAAUAAAGUUAAUAUAUCUUA